Molecule: messenger RNA, 2243 nt
Organism: Salvelinus fontinalis (brook trout)
Lineage: Eukaryota; Metazoa; Chordata; Actinopteri; Salmoniformes; Salmonidae
Gene: cd164l2
Product: CD164 sialomucin-like 2
Exons: 5
Coding region: 365-805 (146 amino acids)
Cellular component (GO): cytoplasmic vesicle
Source: RefSeq, a predicted model, not a curated record
UAGACUAGGGUCGAGUUACACCGGUUCCUGUCUCUCUCUUUCCCAAAUGCAGAUAACUCCUCUCCUCUUCAUUUAAUAUUUUCUAAAGCUAGAACCCCAUUUAUGUUUUGUUGAGUUUGAGUCCUCUGCAAGGGAAGCAAUCUACAACCAACUGAAAAGUACUUAGUCCUCCAUUUGGAAUAUUCUGAAACAUUCUGGAACCUUCUGGAACCGUUUAGAAUCUUAUGAUCCCUGUUGACAUCUUGAAGCCACCUGAGGAACUGAAGCUAUUUUUUUGUUUUUCUCUGACUAGUCUGUGGUCUCUACCUGUCUGUACUAGUCUUUGCUGGUCUGUACUAGUCUGAACUGGUCUGUAGUGGUCAGGAUGCGAGGGUUAGAGCUAAAGGCCCCCGGUGCAGCGUUGCUGGUCCUCUCAGUGGUGAGCACCUCUCAUUGUCAGUCGGACUCUUCAGACUGCUCCCAGGCUGAGUCAUGUGACCUGUGUGUCGGAGACUCCACCCUAAACCUGACUGGUUGUGUCUGGAGGGUCUUCGGGAACAGUAAUGAUACUGGGUGUGUAUCCGAUCAGGAUGAUUCUCAGAACUGUAAUGUGACAAACGACCCAGCCAUGUGCACAUUCAUAGAGAUAGCGGAAGAAGGUGAAGGGGACUCAGAUGAGUCUCCUCCAGAGCCAUCAGAGUUCUCCCAGGCAGGCUUUGACAUGUCCAGUUUCAUAGGAGGCAUCAUCCUGGUGCUGUGUGUCCAGGCUGGGGGAUUCUUCGCCAUGCGCUUCUUCAAGAAAGAUACCACCUACGACCCCGUGUGAGUGUGAGUGUGUGUGUGAGUGUGUGUGUGUGUGGUGUGUGUGUGUGGUGUGUGUGUGUGUGAGAGAGUGAGAGACAAUUAGGCAACAACAAAUUCAAUUCCUUUUAGACAACUUCCUGGACAAAACGUUUCACUGUAAUACUGAAGGUGUAAACUUAACAGUAGAAAACCUAAACAGUACAUUUGACCUCAGCUUCACUAUCAAAUCUAAAAAUGUCAAACAGAAAACCGAAGAAAAUGAACAACAAUGACAAAUGGUUUGAUGAAGAACGCAAAAACCUAAGAAAGAAAUUGAGAUACCUAUCCAACCAAAAACAUAGAGACCCAGAAAACCUGAGCCUACGCCUUCACUAUGGUGAAUCACAAAAACAAUACAGAAAUACACUACGGAAAAAGGAGGAACAGCACGUCAGAAAUCAGCUCAAUGUAAUUGAAGAAUCCAUAGAAUCUAACCACUUCUGGGAAAAUUGGAAAACACUAAACAAACAACAACAUGAAGAGUUAUCUAUCCAAAACAGAGAUGUAUGGGUAAACCACUUCUACAUUAUUUUUGGCCCUAUAACAAAGAAUAAACAGCAAAAAAAUAUACAUGAUCAAAUACAAAUCAUAGAAUCAACUAUUAAAGACUACCAGAACCCACUGGAUUCUCCAAUUACUUUGAAUGAACUACAGGACACAAUACAAAACACUCCAACCCAUAAAGGCCUGUGGUGUUGAUGGUAUCCUCAAUGAAAUUAUCAAAUAUACAGACCACAAAUUCCAAUUGGCUAUACUUAAACUCUUUAACAUCAUCCUUAGCUCUGGCAUCUUCCCCAAUAUUUGAACACCAAGGACUGAUCACCCCAAUCCACAAAAGUGGAGACAAAUUUGACCCCAAUAACUACCAUGGGAUAUCCGUCAAGGGCAACCUUGGGAAAAUCCUCUGCAUUAUAAAUAACAGCAGACUCUAAGCACUGAGCAAAUGUCAAAUUGGCUUUUUACCAAAUGACCAUUGUUAGGAAUUUUGUUAAUAAAUAGUUAAAACAAAUUCUAGCUUUAGAUAAAACUAUAACUAAUUGAACUCUGCAUGCCUGGUGAAAAGAGAUUUGUGUUGUGGGUCAUAAAAUAAGCAGAAAGGGUCAUUAAACUAUGGUUGAACUGACCCAACUUAGCCCUGAGGUGUUUAGAUAAGGCUGUGGGUAACUUUUUAGGUCUUCCAUUAUCUUGAGUUGCCUGCUAAAGUGGUAAUAAAUUAUAGUGAGCCUUCAGGAUAAUUGAUUAUAUUAUGUGUCAUGUGUGUGUGCUGUGAAGUUGGAAUGAACUUUUGAACCUGUUUUCUAUUUGUCAGGACAAUGAGAUUUAUUCUGUAACCUAUGACGUCAUAUCUUGUAUAUAAACCUGUGUUUAUGAUCAAAUGGCAGCGUGCUCCGAGAAUAAACACUAUUAUCUAAUUUUAAUAA